Messenger RNA from Chrysoperla carnea, 1647 nucleotides. Its product is annotated as zinc finger protein 2-like. NCBI's taxonomy places the organism in Eukaryota, Metazoa, Arthropoda, Insecta, Neuroptera, Chrysopidae. The transcript has 2 exons. Gene Ontology annotation, molecular function: RNA polymerase II cis-regulatory region sequence-specific DNA binding; zinc ion binding; DNA-binding transcription factor activity, RNA polymerase II-specific. Gene Ontology annotation, cellular component: nucleus. Gene Ontology annotation, biological process: regulation of transcription by RNA polymerase II. The coding region runs from base 304 to 1107 and encodes 267 amino acids. The record is from RefSeq and is a predicted model, not a curated record.
GAAAGAUCAUCAUAGCAUACAACUUAUGUUAUCAAGUAAUCAACAUGAAAAUCAACACAAGCAGUCAAUAACCAUUAUUCCGCGUAUUAUGAAAAAAGAGGAGUACCCGCGCACAGAAUUUGUUGUUUUUUAUCUGAGACUCCCUCAAUUUAUACAAGCGUGGUUUCCAAUUUUAUGUUACUCAUUCAUAAAUUGUUGUCGGAUACGGACAUAUACAAUUGAAGUGUUUGUUAUUAUUUUAUUUAAAUAAUUUGUGUUGUUGAAUAUAAAUAUAUUUUUAUAGUCAAAUCAAAAUCAUUCAGAAUGAUUUACUUGAAUACAAAUGAUCGUUGUCGAAUUUGUGCAUAUUUACCAUCGCCAAAAAUACGUUUAAUACAAGUGUUCAGUUACGAAGGAUUACAAAGGAAUUUACAACCGAAAUUACUGCAUUGUUUUAAAAUUUCUGUUAAAAAACACGAUACUUUACCAACAUCAGUUUGCGAAUUGUGCAUAUCACGAUUAGACACAUACUAUAAAUUAGUUAAAGACUAUUAUCACGGUCAAUUGUACUUAAAAGAUUUACAUCGUAGCAAUCAACAAAUCAACAUAAUGAUUCAACAGACAGAAAUAAAAACAGAACUGGAUGAUGAAAUGGAUAAAUCGUCAUCAGAAAAUUUAUUAUUCAUUAAAAAUGAACCAGAAGAUUCGACAACAUCUCAAGAAGCACCACUCCCUUCUACAUCAUCGCAAAAAUCAACUUCUAGUCUAUCAUCAUCAAAUAGUAGUGAAGAAACAAAUUUACCAUCAACAUCAACAUCAAUCGCAUCUGGUGGAAUACCCAUGAAAAUAUUAAAGAGAACAAAAAUUAUUCAAUGUCAAUUUUGUGAAAAAAAAUUUACACAUCGUGGUGAUUUUAAUAAGCAUUUGCGAAAACAUACCGGCGAACAGCCAUUUUCUUGUGAUGUGUGUCAUAAGAAAUUUGCACAUACAUCAAAUUUAAACCGCCAUCGACUAGUUCAUACUGGAGAGUUACCUUUUGAAUGUGAAAAAUGUCAUAAAAAAUUCAAUCGUAAAGAUAAAUUAGCAGCACAUAAACGAUGUCGUGCACAGCUAACACAAACUAAUUAAAUUAAUUAUUAAAAGUUGGUGCAUAAAUUCCGCAUGGACCAGAGAUCAGAAUCAAAAGCUGAUCACAAUGAGGAAAUUUCUUCAUUGCGUAAAAGAUCCGCAUACAUUAUUUUAAAAAGGAAAUUAAUUUUCUCAUAGAAGAAGUCAUCGAAUACUUAUAGUCCAAACGGCAGAAGUAUUUUUUGCUUUUGCCGAUAUUAUAAAAAUGCGCUUAAUGUACCUUAAAAUUAUGGCAGAAUUAUUCAAACUGUCGUUAGUUUAAAGAAAAUUGUGAUAUUAUUCACAAGACUGGUUUUGGAAAACUGAUAAGAUUUCAGUUGAUGGUAAACAGAUUUUUCUGUUCUUAUUUAUUAAUACGUAAUGUAUGAUAUACAUUUUGAUACUUAACGUAAUCAAAUCGAAAAAUACUAAAUUUUUCAAGUCAAUUUCUUAAAUUACACCUUUGAGAGAGAAUUUAAAGAUUGACAUGUAAGUACACUUAUAAUUCCGUGGAAUUUUUUUUGGAAUUAUGGUGUCUAUUAUAUUUUUAAUAGAAUUAUA